GCCACUACCAUUGUGACAGUUGUUUUGUGUCAGUUGUCAAUCUUGUCAGUUCAGGUGCCAAAACUGUCACUUGCCAGAAUCCAUUGCCAAUUUUUUGUGUAAUAGAAAUAGAUAAGAAUUAAAAAAAAUUGAUUUUCUGAUCCAAUUACUAAUUAGCUGGAAUCGUAACUAUCUUAAGAAAUGGCUGGACUAGCAAAGAAUGUGAGGAUGCUAACAAGAUAUUAUUCUUCUACCUCUGCUAUCAUGACAAGGCCGGUAGUAAAAACAAUAAGCAGCUACAACUGUUCAAGAAGGGGGUCUCCUGUGAAAAACGCGCUUCCUUUGGUGUCCUCUCAGAGACUGGUUACACCACAUGAGCGAAGUUACAGUUCAAAACCUCCACUGACAUUAAAGCUUAUCAAAGAGAGAGUUAUAUUAGUUUUAAAUUUGUAUGACAAAAUUAAUCCUGAAAAGCUGUCCCUGGACUCACACUUCAUCAAUGACCUAGGAUUGGACUCCUUAGACCAUGUUGAGGUCAUAAUGGCAAUAGAGGAUGAAUUUGGCUUUGAAAUCCCUGAUGCUGAUGCAGAAAAAUUACUGAGACCUCAAGAUAUUGUUAGGUAUGUUGGAGAUAAAGAAGACAUUUACGAAUAAAGGAUAGAAAAUUAGUUUAAGUUUUAUUUUAAUACCAAUAUUGUCAUAGUUUAGAUCCAGUGUUAAUUUUGAUAAGUCUGUUCAAUAAAAUGUAUAUGCCCUUACUGAGACUUGUAUAAUAUUCUUGGGAUAUAAACAAGUACAUCUAAAAAUGGUAAAAAUCUAUAUAUUCUUCUUGAGUCUAAAUAUACAAUACUUUUUCAGAUUAAAAAAAUAUAUACAGAUAACUCAAUACUUAUCAUCUGAAAGAAUUAAAUAUAGUCUAUAAUCACAUUUUGUUUAAAUUUACCAAUAAAUAGGUAUUCAAUAUUGUACUUAAAAUUACCCUAAGUAAUAAUCAAUACCUAUAUCUAUAAAUUUGUGCUAGGACUCCACAAUCAUGGCUAAAUACAGUACCUGUCAGUUGAUAGUACUCAUUCUUUGAGAUACUGACCAAGAUUGUUCUCUUGCACUUGCAAAUGCAAUAUAAAAUAAGUUAGCACCAAUGUUGAUACCUGCAGCUAGAUAAAAUACCAUCCUCCACUGACCUAAUGUUUC
Messenger RNA from Phaedon cochleariae (mustard beetle), 1170 nucleotides. The record is from the annotation of a GenBank genome assembly. Lineage: Eukaryota; Metazoa; Arthropoda; Insecta; Coleoptera; Chrysomelidae.